Molecule: messenger RNA, 1390 nt
Organism: Schistosoma guineensis
Lineage: Eukaryota; Metazoa; Platyhelminthes; Trematoda; Strigeidida; Schistosomatidae
Source: the annotation of a GenBank genome assembly
GUGACAGUUGUCCUCUUCGGGAUGCGUGCUAAACAAUUCAAAAAAGUAUUUUGGCUUAUAAGCCGAGUACUUUUCGUAAAGCAUACAUUGGUAUCCUAGUUUCUUCGUAUAGGGUUUAUUAGUUGGUAUGAUUCACAGAAUAAGAGCACUAGCGAUAGUCUGACAUCAGGUCUGAGAAAAUUAUACGUUGUUGUGGAUCUGUUUCCUGGCCGUCUAUGAAGACUGGUGCUAACUUUAGUGUCGUCUUGCUGUUGGCCAGACUGUACAAGUUCGGGUCUACGAUGUCUUAGCGAGAGCAGUUUCGCCACGUGAUUGCAAAACCUGGCCGCUCCAAGCUGGGAAUGUGGAUGACUUUGUAUCAUCCAGUGGUAACAGUAUGUUAGUUAUACGGAAGUUAGGAACCGUGUGUUUGGGUUUAAUGUUGAUUACUCAAUGUCGCCAUCUUGAAAUACUGACUUCGAUGGCUUGAACAUGUUAUAAAUAUCAUCCCAGAUGUCUCCACAUUGCAAAUUAAUUUUUAAAUUUUGGACUUUGUGAGAAAAUCAAAUUAGUGACCGGUUGGUAACAUGGCGUCGUAGCACAAGAAAAUAUAUAGGACUGGCAUCCUUUCGUCCAUCACAACUACCCGGAUGAGAUCCUAGAGAUGGUGCACUUCAGUGGCUUGAGACACGAACGGCUUCAUACCUGCUCCUUACCAUACAACCUGGUGAGUCUUGGACAAUCUGUGAAGUAUAGUGGAAGUCAUCAGUUUUGAAGCAUGGAUGGCCGUGUCGAAUUGUAUGAAGAAGUAAAACUUUAUCGUACUGCACGCGAAAGAGAAAAGUAUGACAAUCUUGCUGAACUCUAUGCUGUUAUCAACACUAUACAAUGUUUACAAAAAGCAUAUAUUAAGGACUAUGUGGAAUCAAAAGAGUAUACUGCUGCCUGUUCAAAGCUUCUUGUCCAGUACAAAGCUGCAUUUAAACAAGUUCAAGGAGAUGAAUUUGCUACUGUAGAGGAUUUCAUGCGAAAAUAUAAAAUGGAUUGUCCAGCAGCUCUAGAGCGUAUUAAGGAGGGAAGACCGAUAACUAUCAAGGAUGAUAAACAAAAUAUAAAUAAAAGUAUUGCUGAUACUGUUUCCUUGUUUAUUACUAUUAUGGAUAAGCUGCGACUAGAUAUUCGCGCAGUGGAUGAACUCCAUCCAGAUCUUCGAGAAUUGUAUGAAACCCUUUAUCGGUUGAGUAUUCUACCUGCAGAUUUUGAGGGUAAAGAUAGAGUGAAAGCCUGGCUAGACAAAAUGGAUCAAAUGCAAGCGUCUGAUGAAUUAUCUGAAGCUGAAGUACGACAGAUGCUUUUUGAUUUAGACUCUGGAUAUAAUGCCUUCAAUCGGACAUUGCAUUCUGGCCAGUGA